AUGUCCUUGGUGUUGGGGCACAACCGCUUCGAUACAGUGCGUCUGGAAGAGUCGACGAUGAUGUCUCGUGCGCCAGCCGUCGUGGGUGGUCGCUUGACACGAAGACCGCAGGUCGGGUUCGAUGUCCGUGCGUACGUCCUCACGUUUGGGCUAUUUCUCGGACCAGAGAUGCUCCUGAACUUCAGCCUACCACCACCCAAUGACGCCGGUGUGCAUCAUAGACUAUACAUCAAUGUACAACACAACAUUUACGAUCAACAACUGAAACCCGUUUGCUAG
This is a messenger RNA of Ectocarpus siliculosus, 279 nucleotides long. The record is from the annotation of a GenBank genome assembly. NCBI's taxonomy places the organism in Eukaryota, Phaeophyceae, Ectocarpales, Ectocarpaceae.